Molecule: messenger RNA, 2073 nt
Organism: Drechmeria coniospora
Lineage: Eukaryota; Fungi; Ascomycota; Sordariomycetes; Hypocreales; Ophiocordycipitaceae
Exons: 1
Coding region: 1-2073 (690 amino acids)
Biological process (GO): neuronal action potential; negative regulation of delayed rectifier potassium channel activity
Cellular component (GO): membrane; axon initial segment; synapse
Molecular function (GO): transmembrane transporter binding
Source: RefSeq, a predicted model, not a curated record
AUGGAUCCGAGCAUCUGCGUGAACACUCCGCAGCGUAUGCCGCCAGAGUUGAUGAUCCAAGUCGCCGAGGAGCUUCCAGAAAUGAGCGACCUCGCAAGGCUCGCCCGCACCAGCAGGGUGUGGAACCGCAUCGUCAUGCCUCUACUGUACACGCUCGACGCCCGUGUCGGCAACUCGCACGCCAUCGGCUGGGUGGCGCUGAAGUGCAAGCGGGACGACGUUGGCCUCGAAAUCAUACGGCUCUCGCGACGACACGGCGGCAACGUAAACGCCGUGCACGGUGCGGGCUCGAGGCGCAACGGGUACGCGUCCGCCUUGCACUUCGCCGCUGCCCGAGGUCGACAUGCCUUGGUCGACGAGCUCCUACGCAUGGGCGCCGACCCUCAAGCGCUGAGCUCCGGCAUGGACGUCUUCUUCCACACCAAUCUCCUGCGCAGGAGCCGAGGCAGGCUCCACGGACCGGAGGCCGAAGCAUACGCGAUCCUGCUGGAUGAGCUGCACGACGCUGCCAGAGUCACUCGAUGGAUGCCGUUGAUGGUGCCGCUAAUCUGUCGGCACACGGCCGUCGUCCAGCUGCUCGUCAAGGCGUGUGCCGCCAAGCUGGCGGGCGCGAGGGCCGAAGCGGAGGAGUUUCGACGUCGCGAAGCCCAACAGGGGCAAGGCAUUCUCGCUUCGUGCAUCCGUCCGACGGUACCGCCCGCUCACGGCCUGCCGAUGCGGCAUGUCCACGACACGACGCUGCACGUGGCGGUGAAGAGUGCCGGCUCUUGGGCGGCGCGGCCGUUUGAGGAGGUCAUCACGGCCUUCCACCUCCUCGCCGCCAUGACGGCCGACCACCUGGUCGAGGACUGGGGUGUGUACGAUGCCAUUUUCGCCGAGCACGGCAUGAGCAUCGACGCCGGCAUCCCCAUCCACCGCUACUCGGCCCUCCACUUGGCCGUCAAGGCGGGCAGCAGGGACAUGUUCGAAAGGCUGAUCCGGCACGGGGCCCGCGUCGACCUCGACUCAACCCUCGGCCGGACGCCGCUGAUGUACGCCAUCACGCAGUGCAGCGCAUGCACGUGGAACGCUCGCCGGGCGACCUUGAUUCAAAUGAUCCAUCGGCUGCUCGACAAGGGCGCAGACGUCAACCACCGGUCGGUGGCGGCCGUGGCGGAGACGCCGCUCAUAUGCGCCGUGCCCGUGGAACAGAUGCCGUGGACGAGUCAGCACUGGCGCGACGUUCGUGCCGUCAUCAAGCUGCUCAUCACCAUGGGCGCGCGCGUCAACGAGCCGAGCGCCACCGGCUCGACCGUCGCGCACCGGCUCUGCAGAGAGAUUGUGCGCGGCGACGGAAACGCGACCCAGCUCGAGCGGCUCCUCGCCAUCAUGGUGACGGAGCACGGGGCGAGCGUUCGGCCGAGCGAGUCGCCGAACCUGCCCAGCAUGCUGGGCCUCUGCUGCCUCUCCUUCGGCGCUCGCCUCGCGCCGACCCGGCUGCUGCACAUGCUGCUGAGCUGGGGGGCCGACAUCAGCGACGGCGAGACGGACCAAGUCUUCGUCCGCUGGUUCAUGGUGCCCGAGCUCCGUCGGUCGCGCCUCGACCUGGUCCAUCGCUGCAAGGGUCGCCUCUCGCAAGUCGUCGUCAACAAGGCCUACCACCACGCCGUCGCGAACCAGGACCGGGGCCUCUGGGACAGCAUACACGGCGUCAUCGGCGCGCCCACCAACGGAUCGAGGCUUAUGGCCAUCGGCCUCGCGACGCACAACCACAGGCUCUGGCCCAUCAUGAUGCGCGAGCUGGCCUUCAACGGCAACUAUGUCAACUCCCGAGGCGAGACCUUUCUGCACAUGAUCGUGGCCAAGCUCGACACGACGGCCAACUACCGCGAGAGCGCCGCCAUCAAGGACGCCGAGUUCUUUCUCAACCGCCAGUCGGGAGCGGGAGCGGACGCGACAUCGCUGCGGAGGGUGGCCAAGGAUGGCAAAACGGCCUUGCAACGGUUGGCGCAGUUGGGACGGACGAAAAACACGAAGCUGAGGCUGCUUCUGUACGAUGCUCGCGAGGACCAGGUGGAAGGUGAUGAGACAUAG